This is a messenger RNA of Knipowitschia caucasica, 1236 nucleotides long. The record is from the annotation of a GenBank genome assembly. NCBI's taxonomy places the organism in Eukaryota, Metazoa, Chordata, Actinopteri, Gobiiformes, Gobiidae.
AUGUGUGCGUGUGCCCGUGUGUGCGCGCGCCCGUGCGUGUACCGGAUGCGCAACAUCCGCUGUAACAACAAGCGCUGUACACGGGUCCAGGGCGCAGACACGGGUCCAGGGCGCGUGCGUAAAGAGCCAGAUCUGUGUGUCGCUUUUCUCACGCUAAGGAUUACUCUCUUUUGUGGGAGAAACACUUUGGGGCCACUCUGGGACCGCACGAACUGGACUGGAUCGUUUGGGCACGUACCGAGUAGCGUGGAUCACAGUGGAUUACUUUCACGCCACACGGAGCACAACGCGUCGAAAAGCAACAGCACGGACUUCAGAUGUGUCCCAUGCCAGCCACAGACGCCCUUCACUCCCAACAUGGAUCCCAGAGAGAGCCACAGCGAUGGGGGAGACGGGGGAGGAGGUCCCUCUCCCGGGGAGUCCUCUGUGAGCCAGCAGCAUGACCCUGAGGACCAAGAUGUCCCAGACCUGGCCUCCAUCAGCGUCAUCAGGCAACAGCAGCAGACGCAGCAGCAACAGACGCUGCCGCAGCAGCCGCAACAGCCACCGCCACCACCGCCACGGCCGCAGCAGCAGCAGGUCUUGUCUCUGGAGCAGAUCCAAGUGACCAACAGCAGUAAUGAGUACACUGAGGGCCCCUCUGGGCCCGCAGGGCGCUCUGAGAGCCCGCAGCUGCAGAACCUACUGUUGUCUCAGUCUGAGGACGCUCCGAGCCCCUCUCCCACACAGAGGUCAGAGGUCGUACGAGCGCAGCCUAAAGGUGUAGAGGAGCUGAAGCCUCUGAGCACAGAGCACAGACACUGGGAUCGGUACGAGCGCUGCCCCGACUGCUGCCCCGACUGCUGCCCCGACUGCUGCCCCGACUGCUGCCCCGACUGCUGCCCCGACGGCUGCCCCGACUGCUGCCCCGACUGCUGCCCCGACGGCUGCCCCGACUGCUGCCCCGAUCAGAAAACGGUGGAGUACGUGACGUGCGUUUGCUGCGUCAAAGCUUUGUUCUAUCACUGCUCCAGCGACGAUGAGGAAACGUGUUCCGACAAACCCUUCUCCUGCGCGCCGCCGCACCGCUGCGUGCGCUGGAGCGUCGUGUCCCUGCUGACGCUGCUGUUCCCCUGCAUGCUCUGCUACCUGCCCCUGCGGAUCGCUGUCAACAUAUGUAAGGGCGACUACGGCGGAGCUGCAUGGCCGCGCUGCUGUCGGACACGUCGAGCGGGACAUGUCAAGCGGGACACGUAG